GCACACCUUCCCAUUCAGAAGGCAAAGGGCAGCUCCUGGGUGGAGCCGCAGAAACUGGCCGGCACAGCUCCUCUGCAGGCGCUGCUUGGGAGGCCUUUCCUGUUCUGAAGACAGCGAGGCAGACAGGCGGCAGCAUGGGAAGAAGGGCGUGGUGCUUCCUGCUCCUGGGGGUCCUGGCUGCAUAUUACAUCUACACGCCGCUCCCAGGGAAUGUGGAGGAGCCGUGGAAGCUGACGCUGAUUGACGCAUCUCUGAGAACCUUUGUACAUUUGGCGACAUUUGUCGAGUUUCUGGGACUUUGCCACUUUUUUGAUUUGUUCACGAGCACAAUGAGCCUUCGAGAAGCCCCACCAACUUCAGAUGAAAACGUCACUGUGACUGACACGAAAUUCAACAACAUUCCUGUCCGCGUGUACGUGCCCAGGAGGAAGCCGGACGCCCAGAGGAGGGGUGUGUUUUACAUCCACGGAGGAGGCUGGAGCUUGGGAAGUGCUGCUUUAAAAAACUAUGACCUGCUCUCAAGAUGGACAGCAGAGAGACUGGACGCUGUCGUCGUAUCGACCAACUACAGAUUAGCACCUCAGUAUCGCUUCCCAAUCCAAUUUGAAGACGUAUACGAUGCCUUAAAGUGGUUUCUGCAGAAAAACAUCCUUGAAGAGUACGGUGUGGACCCCGGGAGGAUCGGUGUGUCUGGAGACAGCGCAGGAGGGAAUCUGGCUGCCGCGGUGACCCUACAGCUCUCCGACGACCCCGAGGUCCCGCUCAGACCCAAGACACAGUCUCUGAUUUACCCGGCCCUGCAGGCCCUGGAUAUGGACACGCCCUCGUUCCGGGAGAACGCACACGUGCCCAUCCUGCCGCGGUCUCUGUUGGUCCGGUUCUGGAACGAGUACCUUGGCGGGGACAGGGCCGUGGAGCAAGCCAUGCUCUGCAACCGGCACGUGCCGCAGGAGGCGGGCCCCCUGCUGGGGCGGGUCAACUGGAGCUCCCUGCUCCCCCAGCGGUUCCUAAAGGGACACGCUUACCGGGCCCCGACUUUCGGGAGCUCCGAGCUCGCCAGAAAGUACCCCGGCUUCCUGGACGUGAGGGCGGCGCCCCUGCUGGCGGACGACCGCAGGUUGCAGGGUCUGCCGCGGACCCACGUGGUCACCUGUCAGUAUGACAUCCUGCGCGAUGAGGGGUUCAUGUACGUGCGCCGACUGCGCGACGCGGGGGUCCCGGUGACCCACAGCCACGUGGAGGACGGCUUCCACGGGGCACUGUCUUUCCCGGAGCUCAAAAUUUGCUACAGGAUGUUGGAUGAGUACUUGAGUUGGCUAGAGGAAAAUCUAUAGGAAAACAGAUGCACCGUCAAAGUAGACUGAAUCUCAGAAAAUCCGCACUGGGGGAUUUGGUCUUUCUUGGAGUGCCACUUCAAGUUCACAAGUAGUAUGGUUCUUCCUGUGAUGGUCGCUUUAGCUUCUCUUUCUUUCAGAGGUUUCACUCAUUUUUUUUUUUUCCACAUUGUUUGGUGCUGUUUCUGACAUUUCUCCUCUUAAGUUACUAAUCUUACUUUUUGAAUAUCUUGUGUGUGUGUUGGCUACUAUUUACAAUUGCAGGAAGAUAAUAGAAGAAAACAUUGCCAUUCUGAGAAAGGUCAAGAUUUAUUCAAAGAACAUUUAGGGUUUGAAGCACCUCAGGUGAGGUGAACUGAGGGCCAGUGUCCUCAGCACAAAGCCAUUUAUUUCCACUACCAGUUGCUCCUCUCUGAAGCACCUUUAGAAUCCAGGCACCAAAGGCCUCUCUGUUCAAUACUGAUAAUCAUGGCAGUACUCUGAGGAAUUAACUGCCUUGUGUUUGGGAGAGGGAGAGAAGUUGGAAUUCCGUAAAGACUGAAGCGAUCUUUAGAAUGGACAAUGACUUAGUCACAGGCAAAGAAUACAGAUGUGCAUGUAGCCGACCAGCAAUAGAAAAACUACAUACAAACAAUUAAUCUGUGACAAGCCCCUCCUGACACCACAGAGAGGGAGGCAAGACAAGGCGGAUUAUUUCAAGCCUGGAUAGAACUAUUUGCAACGACCUUGAGCUUUGUAAUGCAUCCCAGUUAUGAGGAAGCACCGUCCCAGGUGUUCCAGAAUGGUGCAAGGAGCGCCGUGCAGUCACGGACACCGGACUUCCCUCUGUGUUCCUCACCACCCUCAGUGCAUGCUUUUGUGUUUAUACUUACAAUUAUGGCACUUCUGAGGACCACCUGAAUAGUCUAGGCAGAGAGGGGGUAAGCAAAAGAUGUACAGCCAAUGCCACUCCAUUUUAUCAGGAAAAUGGUAGUAAUUCUAGAAACUCUAAACAAUAGAUUUCUUAUAUUUCAUUUCCCAGGACAGUGCCACAAGAAAUUUUGCAAAACAGAGUUUUGUAAUUUGGAAAAUUAUAUUUUCUUAUGUGAAGAAAUAAAAUAGUAAGAGGCAAUUGACAGAACAUGCCACGCACAGCAAUAGCAAUACCUUGUUAAAUAGCAAUCAUGGAAUAAUUACUUUCUGAGUAAGUAUGUGGAUAAGUUGAUAUUUAGCAGGAAAUGCAAUAAAUAAGAAUAUAAGUUGGAUGUAUGGUUCCAAAUUCCUGUACUGAUUACAAACACAAAAAAUGUGUUCAUGGCUUUGAAAUCAACUCAUGAAUUAUCCAUGGCUGGUCCUUGAUGUCUUUGCAUCUUGCCCUUCUUCGUGGUAGGACAUGAUCACUUACAAGCAAACAACUCUUGGACCAGAGAGCUGACUACUCAAAAGUCAUCUGUAACGUUUUCACACUAAACACAUAAUUUUCACAAUUAAAGUCAUGAGGGCAUAACUCAGAUCAGAGAAACACGCCAGAGAGUCAGUUUACUUAGUUAUAAAACUGACAUUUCAAAAGCUUGACCUAUGUCUUGAUAAGGGUCAUAACAUUUUUAGAUUAGCUAUUUUUAAUGAGAUAGAGUGUGAUGAUACAGUUUCAUCAGGGUGACCGCUUUGGGAGAAACCCCCCAAAUUCCAAUGAUCCAGCAAUCCCACUUUCGGGUGUUUUCUCAAAACAAGUUGAAACAGGUCCACAAAAAAAAAGACUUCCACAAUUAUGUUAUUUCAACAAAGAAUGGGGGAUCCCCAACAUUCUGUGCUUUCCUUCCCUUCAAAUCUAACAAUUGAAAACGAGCACCUGAGGAUUCUGCUUGCUCUCUUUUUAACACCACAGAACACAUGUAUCACGUGGUCCUUACAGGACCUGAGUGGGUCGGGGUUUGCUCCUGGCUGCACGCCGACCACUCCCUCCACCUCCAAACCCAGCUGGUGGCACAUCUUUGUACAACUCUGACUUAAGAAUGGGUUGUGCAUGAUGAAGGGUUGUUCAGAAAGCAGAGGAGGACGAAGAAGUAGAAGGAGGAGUGGAGGGGCAGGCGGAGGACGAAGGCAGAACACGUUGAUCAUGUGACCCUUUACAGAAAAGCUGACGCAGGCCACACCACUGCUGCCGUCUUUGCCAUCUACACAGGGAACCUGGGUCUCCACCUGGUGCCUCAGAAGUCCCUGUCUCUGAGUUUCCGUCCACGUCUCACUGCCACAUGACAGUAUUGAUUUAGAAGCGCAGGAGGCAUCUGGCUGGCAACUCUGUGGCAAGUUUCCUCUAAGAAUCUUGUUCCCACCUUGAAUAAAAUACGUGCCAGAAUGUGUCACGGCCGCCAGUGUGCCUCCUCCGUGAUCUCAACACAGAGGCCCUGUUCAUGGGUCCUCGUUCUGGGUGAUAUUUUAGAUGAAUGGGACUCUUGGCUCCUCGGCCACACAACAUUUUGCUCUCCUCCCAGUUGUCCUGUGAUGCCUCUGCUCCUUACCAGAAUACCUUCUGUGGUCAGUCAGAGUGGCCCCACUCCUGGACACACCGUCCACUCUCUUUCUCUACUGCUUCGUGGAAACUCUGGCCUUGAAGAAAUCCCUCUCUCUGCUGACUCUGCACAGGAGCCUGUCUAGCUAAACAUGACGGAGGAGAAACCAGAAACAUGCCAGUCGGCAGGCCUCCGGUGUGUGCCUCAUGGUGCUGAGCAGUCAUAUUGCGGGUCUCUAGGCAUCAACUCUUUUGUUCUAAAAGAUACUCACAUAUCCAACAGUUCUUUGCCGUUGUCUUCACAUGAUGACCUACUUUUCCAUUUUACUCAGAAAAUAGAAAUCAUUGAAGAAACAAUUGAAGAAAACUUUCACAAACGCCCACCCCAUGGUGACUCGAAUAUCAACGUGCUCACCAGGACAGCCUAUCUCACCUCCUGUUACUGUAUGUGACCUAAGUGUCUGUGUUUCACAUUUGAAUUGUCUCCUCCAUCCUGUUUGGAUUCCCAGGAGUGCUAUGGUAAUUAUCCCCUUUUAAUCCUACAUCCUGAGUUUCUCUCUCUCUACUGGAUUGUCCCCAUCAACAAACACAUAUAUUUCUUUUUUACAUAUCUUUAAAAACAACAGUGAAACUGUGUCAAUAUCAUUUUCUUACCCAUCUUCCUCCCUACAUCUCUACUUUCUUUUCUAGAAAUAUUCUUGGGAAGAGUCUUUUAUGCCUGUCUCUAUUACCGCUCACUCUGUUCUCUCUCAUAUUCUUGUCAUCAGUCUUUCUUCAGGAACCGUCAAAAUUGUCUUAACAAACAAUUACCUGGCCACAUUGGGGUCCGUCCUAAUCUUCUAGUCCUGGAAGCAGCACUGGACCCAGUGCCCCUCUGCCUCUCCACUUAGCUCCAGGUCAUCAAAUUCUCCGGAUUCCCUUCUACUUCUCCGGCCUCUCCUUCUCAGUUGCAUGCACUGUCUCUCUGUCCCUUAUCUCUUCUCGAGGAGAGGUCUUCCACAGGUGUGCCUAAUGGCCUGUGUGCUGAAAGCUCCUACUCAUAAGUAAGUCCAGAUGGGACCUGGUCAGUUCCAGACUGGUACAGAGCCCCCUACCUACCUGACCCUGCUGAGAUGUACACAGACAACUUAAACUAAAAUGUCUGCGUUUCUUCUGGAAGUAACUGCCUCUCAUAGACUUUCUCAUUUCUGCAAAUGGAAAGUCCAACAUUCCUCUGGCAGCUAAGGCCCAGAGAACCUUAAAGCCAAAACUUGGUUCUUUUCCUUCUGUUAAACACCGAUGCAUCAGCAAAUUCUUUCAGUUUUAUCUCCAAAGUAUUUGGAGAACUCAACCAUUUCUUAACACUCUGCUGCUAAUAUUCUGGUAUCAUAUGCCAUCAUGUUUCAGUUUUAAGAUUCUUAUGGCUCCCUAACUAGUCCCUGUGCCUUUGUCCUGCCCUCUUAGAGACCGCUCUUAACGUACAGUAAAAGAUGAUCUCUUCAAGAUGGAAUUCAGGACAAUUCUGCUCAAAACCCUCCCAAGCUCCUCACCCUGGGUGGGUUGAAGACUGUGACCUGCUGGGUCCUGCUCACAGUCCAGGCUAGUACUCACCCCAAAUUCAUUUCAUACCCGACUGCCUUCCCUUCUCCUCCAGGUCUGGACCGUCACAUUCCUCGACUCCAGCUCAGGGACCUUGCCCCGCUCUUCCUUGGCCUUUAGCACCCUCCCUCGGAAAACCCCUCCUCAAGCAGGACCAUCUCUUAGGCCGUCCCUCCACACUCCGCUCCAACCAUGUCCCACCUGCUCUGGUUCAUGACCCUGCAUAGCGCCUGGCCUGGCUUCAAACAGGUCCAGUGUAAAACCACCUGCUUAAUCGUUUCAUAGGAUUUAUCACUCGAUGUGAUGAUCUUGUUUUUUUAUUCAUUAAAAUUGGCAGUGAGUAGUAAUCAUUCGAACACUUUAUUAUUUCUUUACAAGAAGAUAAUUACACAUUGCAAUAUAUGUUAUUCUUCAGAUUAGUACAUAGCUAGAAGCACAGAGUGUCUUAUCUACUAGCUAAUUUACUUUUUCUCAUCAAUAGCCCCCAUUUUAUAAGUGAGAAAAGCAAGCAAGUAAUUCAGCUAACAAAUAAAGAAAAACAUUAGCAAGAGUCUCAGGUUAGAAAUUCCUCUGAGAGUUCUUUCACAAAUUGGCCACAGUCAAAGACCAGACUUUUGGAAUCUUGCCUGCAUGGUUAACAUAACGUCAGUGUUCGGGUAGGCCCGGCUGUCAGUCAUAGCACUUGGGUCCUGUGGUCUGCACUCAUGGAAACAAUGCUCCUGGGUUCCCUUUUCCAUUUCAAAACAGCAAGCAAGAAGGAAUUCUAGUUCACAG
Molecule: messenger RNA, 6174 nt
Organism: Sciurus carolinensis (gray squirrel)
Lineage: Eukaryota; Metazoa; Chordata; Mammalia; Rodentia; Sciuridae
Gene: Aadac
Product: arylacetamide deacetylase
Exons: 5
Coding region: 135-1334 (399 amino acids)
Cellular component (GO): membrane
Molecular function (GO): carboxylic ester hydrolase activity
Source: RefSeq, a predicted model, not a curated record